AUGGCACUUCGCUUACCCCUUCGAACCCGCCCUGCACCACUCAUCGCUGGCCUCACAGUUGGAGCCAUUAGCGUUGCAGUCUGUUCGAAAAUGAUGUUUGGAACAGCUUCAGCGGAAUCUCGUGAAGCGCAGAAGAUUUUCAAGGGGGGUUUUGCAUCGGUCAAACUGCCGUUGCAUAGUUCUGAGGAUGAGACGCAUGAUACCAAGAGGCUGAGGUUCAAGCUGCCUCAAGACACUGCCGUUUCUGGACUCCCACUUACUUAUGAACCCGGCUAUGUAGAACUCAUGGUCAAGAAAUACCCCAACGGCAAAGGAAGCGGCUAUCUCCACUCCCUAAAACCUGGCGACGCCCUCUUCAUUCUCACCACCCUCCCCGGCUACAAAUGGAAGCCCAACGCCUUCUCGCACAUAACCCUCAUCGCCGGCGGCUGCGGCAUAACACCGAUCUACCAACUCGCCCAAGGGAUCCUCCGCAACCCCGACGACAAAACCCGCAUGACACUUGUGUUUGGCGCAAACACAGAAGAGGAUGUUUUGCUGAAGAAGGAGCUUGAUGCGUUUGAGAAAAAGUUUCCGGAGAGGUUUAGUGUCAAGUAUACGGUUAGUAGACCGAGCGAAGGGUCGAGGAUGAGGAAGGGGAGGGUUGAUAGGGAGUUUUUGGAGGAGGUUGUGCCGAAGGGGACGGAGAAGGUCUUUGUUUGUGGGCCGCCGGGGAUGGAGGAGGCGCUUGUUGGGAAGAGGGGAGGGGGAGUUUUGGGGGAGUUGGGGAUCGAGAAGGGGAAGAUUCAUAAGUUUUAA
Molecule: messenger RNA, 798 nt
Organism: Fusarium musae
Lineage: Eukaryota; Fungi; Ascomycota; Sordariomycetes; Hypocreales; Nectriaceae
Exons: 2
Coding region: 1-798 (265 amino acids)
Biological process (GO): ergosterol biosynthetic process
Molecular function (GO): cytochrome-b5 reductase activity, acting on NAD(P)H
Source: RefSeq, a predicted model, not a curated record